AUGCGCCGACACGACGGACAAUCACUGAAUUCUGUCGCUGUGGAAACCACCUUCGAUUUGGCCAACUUCGAUGCCAGCAGUUCGGGCAAUUGUUACUGGCCCAGUGCAGAAAAUUUCUCCCACACUCAGACCCAAACAAUUUGUGAUGCGAACACAUUGGAGCAGUGGUUCAGCACCGAUGUUCAGACUCAGACAUGCAAAAAUAGGCCAGUCGCUGCUUCUAGGCUGCAGGAAUCCAACUGGACGCAUUCCAGCAGUGGGGAAAAGAUCGUAUGUGGCAAAGGAGCAAUGAAGAAGUAUAAUCCCCUUAUUCAACUCACGGGACACGUUGCAGGGGGUCGUUCUUCGAAUAAUUUAAAUUUCAUCCGGUUUUCUAGUAUUGUAUCAAUAUCCGAAAUUCGUAUUAUUCCUUUUGGGUCAGUGGUUGAAAGUAAACAAUCAGAUGAAGGAGUUAUUGGCACUACGAAUCCAGAUAAAUUUAAGAUACGAUUUUACUGCUACAAUGAUACAACUGCUCCCACCCUUUUUCAAAUAGCCGAGUUUAAUUAUAACGAAUCCAAAGGUAUAAAUAUUGUUCCUCUACCUCAACCGGUGCCGUCCAAUAUUCUUCUCUUACGGGGAGACUAUUCAACAAUAACUGUAGCUGUAUUUGGCUUGCCAUAUUUUCCAGCUCUUCAACAGACUGGAAUUGCUGUUCCAAACUUUUCUGUUCCCCCUCCACCGCUUGUUCCGAGUGGACCUGGAUUUCCUUUAAUGGGAAGCGUUCGACCUCCUUUUACCAAUCAGGUGCCAACAGUCUCCUUUGGUCAAAGCCGGUCUGAAUCAUCAAAAGCUCAACCUCCUGUUGAUACACCUAAUGUUUCUAGAACUUCUGGGUAUUCAAACAUUUAUGUAUCUCCAGCGGCUAAAGAAGAACCAUUGGCAACUGUUUCUAAUGAACCACAGCCAAACAUAGAGAAGAAAGAUUCUAAAGAAGAUGAAUAUGAACAGGAAAUCUUAAAUAAACCUAAAGUUUCUAACAAAGAAGCUAUUCAAAUGGGCGAUGAUAUUAAAUCUGAAAAUAUUUUGGCUCUUGAUGACCCUUUAAUGAAGCCCGCAAAAUGGACAUUUAAUCCUGUUGAUUUGCUCGACAUGUCUGAGGUUUCACUUCCAGCUGUAAAACGGAAACGUCUUCCGAAUCCGUCUUUUGCCCUUUAUGAAAUCUAUAGGUGGGUUCUUCAAUCCGAUGGUCCUAACUCAAUGACACUUGAGGAAUCUUACUCAAAUCUGGAGUCUUCCGACCUGUCUAUGUUAGGAACGCCACCUUCAGACCGAAGUAAUGCUGAAAAAGACGCCAACAAGCUUUUUGAACUUUGCAAAUCCUAUGGUCAAGCGGAAAGCAAAUUUGAAACAGAAUGGCUAAAUGCAAUUGAAGAAAUUAUACCCUCUUUACCUUCAGCGUUGGCUUAUCUCUCCCUUUUCGAACCCGACAUCUUUGAAACUGUCAGCACUUGUCUGGUAUCUUGGUCUCGCACCGGUCUACAACUUGACAGCGCUCUACGCCAGCCAGAUUCCGUUGACAUUUUGCGUCACCUUCGAGUUGGUAUUGAUCUCACUGGUGUCCUCCUCUCAAUCAUCUCCUCCUCCAUACCGUCUACAUUUCAACUGUUCGACAUCCUUCUCGACCUCUUUGAAUCACCUCUCAUUUCUUCACCCCUUCGCCUUGAAAUUAUUGUUGCUCUGGAGCGAAGUUUGAGUACCGGGGUUUCUGGUUUCAAAGCUCUUCUUAGUGAGAGAAAAGGCAGUGAUAAUACACUCCCUCCUUAUCAAAGAAUUGUGAAGUUUUUGACUGGCACUAAUAAGUCUGUUCCGGUGUCAUUGGCUUGCAAUAGACUAUUGGCUAAAGUUCGUUUCUAUGAUACACUCCUGCAAUUUGAUGACUUUAUGAAGAGUCUGAAAACUUCCACGAGCGGGGUUACAUCUGUGAAGGAAGUGAUCGAGAGGGAGAAAACUCUCGCAAUCUUUCUUUCGACUAUUUCUCGAGCUAUCUCCGAUCCCGGUGCAUCCCCUUUGCCGAAAGACGUCGCGAGACUGCAAUUUAUGAAACAAACCUCAGACCUAUGUUCCGUUCUCUAUAAGCUCUUGGACUCUAUACACCUUUUGGAUCAUAUAGUUUGGCUAUUGGAGCAGCAACAGUCAGCCAAGCCAACCAAAAUGACUUCGGAACAGUCAACACAAGGCAUCCUUUCUGCUCUCCUUUCUACAUCGGCUGGUCUUCUCUUUCUCGCCUCCUCACCGGCUUCCGCUAGUCGUAUUGUGCGAGCACUGGUGUUGCCUGUGUCACCACCCUCGUCUCAACAGAGUCAAUUGUCCUCCAAACAACAGCUUCAUCCUUUAGGUGGCGAAAUGGUUGUGAAAUUGGAGACAUUGGCUUGUGUCGACAGGCUAAUCAGCCUAACCAGACGCAGUGGUGAAACAGGUCUUCAUCGUUACUUCUCAUCUGCCACCUCAUCGGCUCCUGAUGAUUCCGAUGAACUUUACAACGCAGUUUUCUCCUUGGCACGACUAUUUCUCAGUCCGGACUGUGCUUCUUGGGCUGCCGAAGUAUUGUCUGCCAAUCAAGGCAAGGCAGAACCCACAAGCAUAAAAAUGGAAGAAGAACCUGAGACUGAUACAUCCCCUAGCAAGACUCGUAACGGCUCACUUUCUCGUCUGGGAUUAUCAGAGGGGAAAAUUGAAAUUGAAAGUCUUCUUUGCACCAUUGCUAUUGGAGUUCUACGCCAUGCUUCCAAUCCUGCCUAUCUAGAGCGUUUUGCGCCAAGACUUCUUCGUAUUAUUCAGAAUACUCAGUUGGAAGAUCGUGUAUCCAGCCUUUCACCGUCUGAACUGUUUUCCUACCAACGGUCCUUCAUUUCCGCAGGAACACCUUGGCUCUCCUGGCUUCGAGAUGCACCUAGUGCGGCCAUCUCAAUUCCCGAGUCCUGUGAACUGUUCUCCUGGUAUUGUGAUCAAGUAGCUCCUCUCACUGAGGUGCUUGAAGAUUCUACUCAACCUCCGCCUUCCUUACUGCUUCUUCUUCGAUUCAUCCGAUACAAUCUUUCAGAUUUGGAAGUUAUUGAACUCUACGCCAAGGAUGGAUUGCCUGGCAUUUCCAGUCUGGUUGAUAUUACUGCUGAGAGAUUGAUGCUACCUUCUUCAGUGGAGAAUCCGGUGGCUGGAUUGUUGAUGGAUAUGAUGGCAGAAGGAGUGGCUAUUCUUGAUGUAUUUGUUAAUGCACUUGUUGAUGGUAUUGGAGAUGAUUUCAGAGAUCGGACUCCGGUGAUGCCAGUGUGCAAAGCGUAUGCUGCUGCCUCUGCGUUGAAGAACAAGGGGACCAGUGGAAAGAUCCAAAAGAGGGCUCUUAAUUGCAUAUCUGCCUAUGCCAAUGCAUGCCAAGACGAAGAAAUCCCUGAAGGUACUUAUUUUAAGAUGUUUCUGUUCUUGUUUGCUGGGAGUGUAAAAGACAUUUGGUCAUCCGUUUGUCGAGAUAUAUUCGCCUUCACCACUUCCUCUCCAGUCUUCUUUCUUCCCGGCCUUCAGCUUCUCCUUGACUUGCUUCCUCUCCCUUUGCCUGUCGCUUUGUUUGAUGAACUCUCUCCAUCAGAUCGAAGGAGUCUUCUCUCCAAACGUGACUGGUGGUGCCGUCGACUGACCCGUGACCUUCCCACGGAGGUUUGUGGUCUACUGGAGAUCCUCAGUGCGAGCCCUCCUCACACUUCUCUCCAUCGCCACCUUGUCCUCUUUUUGGAACGAAUUGUCUCUUUGGGACCCUCUUCAACUUCCCUCUGUCAGAUGAUUGCCAGUUCUGCGGUUGAAACAGUUGUUGAGGUGUAUACUACAGCUGGCACUGAUGUCAAUAAUCCGAACAGUGAUAUUUUUGACGCUGACACUCAUCAACUGGAAUUUGGCGAUUCGGUAGAGCUUCCCUCAUUGUCGGCCCUCAAGACAUUAACAGCGAGGACAAGGUUGGUUUUGGGAUCUCAGCAACCACCAACCGUUUCAGACCAGCUAAUCUCAUCAUCAACUAAUGAAGAUGACGACAAAUUUACAACCUUUGGAAGUAUCAGCAAUGUCUCUGAGAUUACGCAUUCUCUCGCCUAUCUUCAUCUUAUAGUUCGACUUCCGAUCGGCAAACAGGCCUUGUUGGAUCUAACUCGAAAGGAGAGAUUUAAAGAGCACCGAAUUCUCAAGAUCUUUUCUUCCAUUAUGGAGGGGCUUUAUCAUGAUGAAUCCCCAUAUUUCUCAGCUCAGAUAAAACUUCUUGACUGCAUUGAGUGUUUGCUAGAUUCCAGUUUGGGUCUGGGUAAAGCAAGUGAAAUAGUUUUUGAUCUGACCAAUCAUCUUCCGUCAGUGGAGUGGACGAGUGAUUUGAUUGGCUGCUUGCUUACCCAUCUUCAUCCCAUUGGACGCGCCAGCACAACUUCAGCCGAUAGGAUUCUUCGUAUUCUGAAUCGGCUGGCUCUUCAUGAUUUCGGAUUUGCAAUUAUUCAGAGACAUCUUUGUCAAAAGCAACAUGAACGCGUGUUCGCCAAUCUUCUCCAAGGUCUUGUGGAUAACUUGAAUAGUGCAAACGUAAGCAUCAUCUGUCAGACGAAUUUGAGGAAUUUCAUCCUUUUUGCUAGUACCCUUCUUGCUGAUCCGAUAGUUGCUGACGAAGCUCUACUUGCGGCUUCUGCCGACACUUCUGCAGUGUCGGCAUUGUCAGAACGUCACCUUCGUCUUCCCACUUUGCGCCUAAGACAGCUGCUUCAUGGUGGAACUAAGUCUGAAAGUCUUUUAAAGGAGGUCGUUUUUCGUCUUGAAUGUCGUUUAAAAUUCUGCGAAAUUUGCCUCUUGAUUGGCUACAACUAUUGA
Messenger RNA from Rodentolepis nana, 4872 nucleotides. The record is from the annotation of a GenBank genome assembly. Lineage: Eukaryota; Metazoa; Platyhelminthes; Cestoda; Cyclophyllidea; Hymenolepididae.